Molecule: messenger RNA, 1398 nt
Organism: Thlaspi arvense
Lineage: Eukaryota; Viridiplantae; Streptophyta; Magnoliopsida; Brassicales; Brassicaceae
Source: the annotation of a GenBank genome assembly
AUGGCUUCCAUGUCUACCGUCUUCCCUAAACCAACCACUUUCCUAUCUCAGCCUCUCGCCAAAUCCCACAAAUCCGAUUUCGCAACCGCAUCGGUUUCAUUUCCCUCGAAUUCGAGAAGUCGUAGCCUAAGAUCCCUCAAGGUACGAGCUGCGCUAAUCGAGCCCGACGGCGGAAAGCUCGUGGAGCUCGUGGUGCCGGAGCCGAGACGACGGGAGAAGAAACACGAGGCGGCGGAUUUGCCGCGAGUGAAACUGACGGCGGUCGGUUUACAGUGGAUGCACGUGUUGAGCGAAGGCUGGGCAAGUCCUCUCCGUGGGUUUAUGAGGGAAUCUGAGUUCCUCCAAACUCUUCAUUUCAAUUCGCUUCGUCUCGACGACGGAUCCGUCGUCAACAUGUCUGUGCCUAUCGUUCUCGCAAUCGACGAUGAACAGAAAGCCCUAAUCGGAGAAUCGAAACGAGUCGCGCUUGUUGAUUCCGAUGAUAAUCCCAUCGCUAUCCUCAGCGACAUUGAGAUUUACAAACAUCCCAAAGAAGAACGAAUCGCUAGAACUUGGGGCACCACCGCUCCAGGCUUGCCUUAUGCAGAAGAGGCGAUAACCAACGCCGGAAACUGGCUCAUUGGUGGUGACCUUGAGGUUCUUGAACCUGUCAAGUACAACGACGGGCUUGACCGUUUCAGGUUCUCGCCGUCAGAGCUACGGAGCGAGCUAGAGAGACGCGGCGCUGAUGCUGUCUUCGCGUUCCAGCUCAGGAACCCGGUUCACAACGGACACGCCCUCCUCAUGACCGAUACUCGCCGGAGACUUCUUGAGAUGGGUUACAAGAACCCGAUCCUUUUGCUUCACCCACUUGGAGGGUUCACGAAAGCGGAUGACGUUCCUCUAAGCUGGCGAAUGAAACAGCACGAGAAGGUGCUAGAGGAUGGUGUUCUUGAUCCAGAGACGACGGUGGUUUCCAUAUUCCCAUCUCCAAUGCUUUACGCUGGUCCGACGGAAGUACAGUGGCACGCAAAGGCUAGGAUCAAUGCCGGAGCUAACUUCUACAUCGUUGGUAGGGAUCCAGCCGGAAUGGGUCAUCCGGUGGAGAAACGUGACCUCUAUGAUGCUGAUCACGGCAAGAAAGUACUAAGCAUGGCUCCUGGACUCGAACGACUCAACAUUCUUCCUUUCAGGGUUGCUGCGUAUGAUAAGACACAAGGCAAGAUGGCUUUCUUUGAUCCCUCGAGGGCUCAGGACUUCUUGUUCAUCUCUGGCACUAAGAUGCGAGGAUUAGCUAAGAACAAAGAAAGCCCACCAGAUGGAUUUAUGUGCCCUGGAGGCUGGAAAGUGCUUGUUGAUUACUACGACAGUUUGAGUGUAACCGGAAGUACCAGACUCCCGGAAAAGGUUCCGGUUUAA